UGAACUAGUUGGUUUUUGUUUCAACGAUUUAGUAGAAGACUUAACAUCGUUUCGCCAACAUGCGAAUAAUUUCGGGAGCGCUCUCUAUCGUAAUAACUCUAUUGAGUAUAUUAGCUUCCGGACAAUGUGCCAAUAUCCUGGGAAUCUUUACGGUGCCCAUGGCCUCCCAUACCAUUGUGCAUCUGUCGGUGGCCAAGGUCCUGGCAGAAAGGGGUCAUAACCUGACGAUCGUAACGCUCUUCGAUCUGCCAGUUAAGCACGAGGACUUCACAGUUAUUCAAGUGCCUCCUUCCAAGGAGGACGAACAGCAACUGAACGAGGUUAUCGGUGAAGCAACCGCGACGGCUAACAAUGGCUUUCUCGCCGCCUUUCUCAAUGCUCCAAAGUUCUUAAAUAUACUUUUACGGAUAAUGGAAAACGCCAUACGAGAUCCGCGGGUCAAGGCCCUUUACGAAAACAAAAACAACAAGUUCGAUUUGAUGAUCUCCGGAUAUCUUAAUAACGAUUUUCAGUUGGGAAUCGCCCGAAAAUUGAAGGUGCCCGUCAUCGCCGCCUUUCCUCAACAGCCUCUGGAGUUUAUUGCCUCUGUCGUGGGCAAUCCCAGUUCCUUGUCCUCUGUCCCGGGCAUGUUGACUUCUGCGGAGAAGGGUAAGGUCAUGUCCUUGGGCCAGAGGUUCUUGGAAGUGCUCUUCAGUUGGGGACAUAGUGCAGUUCAAAAAUUAAUGGAACAUGGCAACAAAAAGCGUUACAGAUCACUGUUCAGCGAUGAUCCUUCAAUGCCUGAGUAUGAGGAUCUAUCAAAAAAUAUAAGUCUGAUGUUUUUUAACUCAUAUGGACUUAGCGAUGGACCCAUACGACCCAAUGUCCCAGCUGUCGUUGAAAUUGGAGGAAUUCAAAUUAAAGACCAGCCAGAUCCCCUCCCUCCAAAUAUGGCAGAGUUUCUGGGAAAUGCCACUGAAGGUGCCAUUCUCCUAAGCCUGGGUUCCAACAUAAAAGGAUCUCAUCUCACUCCAGAAAUGGUUCAAAGCAUAUUCAGAGUGCUUUCUAACCUUCCCCAGCUAGUGAUUUGGAAGUGGGACGACCUGAAGAACACUCCAGGAACAGCAAACAAUAUUCUCUACUCCAAGUGGCUGCCACAAGACGAUAUUCUAGCUCAUCCGAGUAUUAAACUUUUUAUAACUCAUGCCGGGAAGGGAGGCACUGCCGAAUCCCAAUAUCACGGAAAACCAAUGCUGGCUAUUCCCUUUUUUGGCGACCAGCCUGGAAAUGCAGCAUCUUUAGUGAAAUCUGGGUACGGACUUAGUUUAUCUACUUCGGAGUUAAAUGAGGAGAAUUUCCUAAGCAGCAUUGUUAGGAUUCUAGAGGAUCCAUCUUUUACCAACAAUGUUAAGGCCUUUUCUGAGCUUUACCGUGACAGACCUCUUACGGCAAAAGAAACAGUGAUAUAUUGGACUGAGUACGUCCUGCGACAUCGUGGAGCUCCUCACAUGCAGAGUCCCCUUGUCCAUAUGAGCUUCAUAGCUGCUCAUAAUUUAGAUAUAUAUUUUUUGAUAGCUUUUAUUGUUUAUUUGCUGGUAAUUAUGAUUAAAUUCAUCUGUAGACUGUGUAAACGGAAGCCUUAUAAAGUCGGAAAACAAAAAGUUAAGAAAAACUAAAAAUAAUUGAUAAGAGUCUGAAGUCAGUGACUGAUAAUAAACCUACAUUUGAGAA
Drosophila ananassae is the source of this 1710-nucleotide messenger RNA. Its product is annotated as UDP-glycosyltransferase UGT5. The record is from RefSeq and is a predicted model, not a curated record. The coding region runs from base 60 to 1655 and encodes 531 amino acids. Gene Ontology annotation, molecular function: UDP-glycosyltransferase activity. The transcript has 2 exons. NCBI's taxonomy places the organism in Eukaryota, Metazoa, Arthropoda, Insecta, Diptera, Drosophilidae.